GCAUCUCAAAUUUUAUGCAGAUUGCACUUUAUGUUGAUUUUUGUAGAGUGAUUAAUAGUUUCAAUUCAUUAAAAAUAAUUGAGCGGCGUAUUUGAAAAUUGUUAAAAACUAACUAUUUAAAAAAAACGUACAAUACGUAAAAUAAAACAUACGAAAGCUAAAUAUGAUACCGAAAAAAACUCUUGUGAAGGAUGCACACAUCGUGAAAAUUGCUGUGGAAUUGGAAAACUAUGUGCCACAGCUCAUUUGUUUGGAUCAGCGCCAACCUUUAACAGGUAAGAUACAAGAAAUCUGCAGUUAUUGGGACAUUGCCGAUCCACAAAACUACGCUCUCGAGUUUUGUGACCCCAACAAUCAAAAAUAUGUCACCGAAAAAAAUCGCAAUGAAAUCAAAAACGGUUCGGUUUUGCAUUUAUCAUAUUCCCCUUCGAAAACGGCAAAUGACACGCUGGAAUCAUUACGUUCUGGCUCUACAAUGGAAAAGACAAAAUGUCUCAAGCAGCUCGCUACGCUCAGCAAAGAUCACACCUUUGCAAUGGAAUUUAUAAAAGAGCAAGGCCUAGGCAUAAUAAUAAAUAUGAUCGAGGAUCCAUCUCAAAGAGAUGACGACAUACUAAAAUAUAGUUUAGCCAGUUUUGUUGAGCUAAUGGAGCAUGAUACAAUUUCAUGGGAAAUACUGCAAAACAACUUCGUGCAACGAAAUAUUCACAUUGUUUGUAAUUUUCAAAAUUUUUCCAAAGAAUGUAUACAAAGUGCGCUCUCUAAUUUGGAGAAUAUUGUGCAAAAUAGUAGCAAAUACGUGCUAGUCGAAAAAGAAGUCACACUACAAGAUCUACUACGUUUAUUGCAAGAUGCCAACUCAGCAACAACGCAACAAAAUGCCAUUGCAUUAAUCAAUGCGCUCUUUAUGAAGGCAGAUGAAGGACGCAAACGACAGAUUGCACAUACAAUUAGUGCAAAGCCAUACCGUUUGGCAUUGAUUGGAAAUGCUUCAGGGCGUCCUAUGGAAAUGACACACCAAUUGUAUGUACUACAAAUGCUCACUUUGGGUUUGCUUGAGCAACGUAUGCGUAUGAAAAUGAAUGCACAAGAUCAGGAUGCACACGAAAAAAUCAAAGAAUUGCGGCGCAUUGCGUUUGAUGAUUACUCGGGACAAAUGGGUGUAGGCGAGGAGCACUUGCGACGUGGUGGCGGCGGUUCAGGCGGUGGCAAUGUGAACUUUUCGCAGUUUUAUAAAAAACUUGGCUUCAAAUGCGAUAUAAAUCCAGCACAGGAUUUCAUUGAAACGCCACCAGGAAUCUUGGCUUUGGAUUGCAUGGUGUACUUUGCACGCACAUAUACACAGCAGUAUACAAAAAUUGUGCAUGAAAAUUCGUGCCGUGCUGACGAGCAUGAGUGUCCUUUCGGACGCACUUCAAUCGAAUUGGUAAAAGUUCUUUGCGAUAUAUUGCGUAUUGGCGAACCACCGGCAGAACAAUCAGCCGACUUUCAACCAAUGUUUUUUACACAUGACCAUCCAUUUGAAGAAUUCUUUUGUAUUUGUAUUAUAACGCUAAAUCGUACAUGGAAAGAUAUGCGUGCGACGGCGGAAGAUUUUCAAAAAGUUUUCAGUGUUGUACGUGAACAAAUAAUACGCACACUAAAGGAACGACCGGAAAAUUUAGAAGAGUUUCGUGCUAAAAUUGCACUACUUACUUAUCAAACAAUAACUAAUUUACGACAACAGGAACGCAUUUCAAAAGAAGAAUGCGAUUCUACAGCAUCUGCUAUUGUAAAGUUAAAAGAGAAAAUUUCGCCGCAUAUACUCGAUUUAAUAAAGCAACAACGGUUGUCAUAUUUAGUGGAGGGCACUCGAUUUUCAAAAUACUCACGCGGCACACGCUCGAAAGAUAAAUUUUGGUAUGCACGUCUCUCACCCAAUCAUAAGGUUAUACACUAUGGUGAUUGUGAUGAGAAAACUGUGCCUACACUUGAAGAGCUAACCAAUAAGGUGGCAGUUAUCGAUAUUAAACAGCUACUCGAAGGCAAAGAAUGUCCACAUAUGAAAGAAAUGCGUACACGUAAAAAUGCCGGCAACCUGGCCUUCUCAAUUACACUUGAUUCCAUGGAGAAUACUACAUUGGAUUUUGUAGCGCCGGAUGAGACUACCUUUCAUUAUUGGACAGAUGGUAUAAAUGCUUUGUUGGGUCAGGAAAUGACAAGUAAACAAAAGAAGGAAGACUUUGACACUUUACUGUCAAUGGAAAUCAAAUUGCGUUUAUUGGACACUGAAGGAGUUGACAUCAGUAAAGAUCCCCCACCAAUACCCGAAGAUCCCGAAAACUAUGAUUUUUGUUUCGAGAGUUAAAUGUAGUAUUUCAAUGUGUCUUGCAUGACUAGUACAUUUAUGUAUAGUGAUGUUAUGGUGUAAAUUUUAAUAUGCUCGUAUUUGCAAUAUGAAGUAAACAAGGAUCUUUUUAUCGAAAAAAUACAUGCCAAAGUAAAGUAAGUCUAAAUUUAAUACGCAAUAUAACAAUAUAUCUUGUUUUUUAUGUUUAUAUGUCGUUCUACGGUCUCUUAAUCCACAUAUACUUACAUAUAUAGUAGGGACUUUUAUAAAUUUUUUAUACAAAUUAUACAAAUAACUGCAAA
Molecule: messenger RNA, 2631 nt
Organism: Ceratitis capitata (Mediterranean fruit fly)
Lineage: Eukaryota; Metazoa; Arthropoda; Insecta; Diptera; Tephritidae
Gene: Ced-12
Product: engulfment and cell motility protein 1
Exons: 4
Coding region: 164-2347 (727 amino acids)
Biological process (GO): actin filament organization; cell motility
Cellular component (GO): plasma membrane
Source: RefSeq, a predicted model, not a curated record